Cimex lectularius (bed bug) is the source of this 793-nucleotide messenger RNA. RefSeq names its product mediator of RNA polymerase II transcription subunit 10 (gene MED10). Gene Ontology annotation, cellular component: mediator complex; chromatin. NCBI's taxonomy places the organism in Eukaryota, Metazoa, Arthropoda, Insecta, Hemiptera, Cimicidae. Gene Ontology annotation, molecular function: transcription coregulator activity. Gene Ontology annotation, biological process: positive regulation of transcription by RNA polymerase II. The coding region runs from base 150 to 557 and encodes 135 amino acids. The record is from RefSeq and is a predicted model, not a curated record. The transcript is spliced from 4 exons.
CUCGGCAGCUCCACCUAGGUAGCUACAGUCGCAAUUUCGCAGUCCUGAGGUUAUCACAACUGGUCACUAGACACUAGGUUCAGUUUUAAACUUUCACUUAGUUUUUCUGUAUUUUGUUGUUUCGUUCUCCUUUCGUCAAUCUGGAGAAAAUGACCAGCUCACUGGAAAACCUGGAAACCCAGCUGGAAAUGUUCAUAGAGAACGUGAGGCAGAUCAAAAUAAUUGUGAGCGACUUUCAACCCCAGGGGCAGAACGUACUGAACCAGAAAAUACAAUCAAUGGUAAAUGGAUUACAAGAAGUUGAUAGACUUAAGUCACAGGUACAGGAUGUACUCGUACCUCUUGAAGUCUUUGACUACAUCGACAACGGCCGCAACCCACAAAUCUACACGAAAGACUGCAUUGAAAAGGCACUGACGAAGAACGAGCAGGUCAAGGGGAAAAUCGACGCUUACAGGCGUUUCAAGUCGUACCUGUUAGUCGAGCUGAAUAACGUUUUCCCAAAUGAGUUGUCCAAGUAUAGAGCGAUCCGUGGUGAUGAGAGGAACCAGACAUGAUCGCCCGAAAUGCGAUCAACAUUUUUAAUUUUCCUGUAUUAUAUAAUAAAUUUCACUGUAAAGAAAUUGAGAAAGAAGAUUAUCGUUUUAAGAUAGAAUUACGAAAGAAUAAAGAAGUUUAAUUUGCUAAAAGAUAACUAUCAUUAUUUGGAGAUCUCUGAAGAUCGAUGCAAUAAUUGUUAACUAACGGUCACUAAACAUCACACAAAAUAAUGAUCAUCAUUAAAAUAUAUAAG